Xyrichtys novacula (pearly razorfish) is the source of this 8512-nucleotide messenger RNA. The record is from the annotation of a GenBank genome assembly. Lineage: Eukaryota; Metazoa; Chordata; Actinopteri; Labriformes; Labridae.
AUGGAGUGGCGCCCCGAUGAGCAGGGACUCCAGCAGGUCCUCCAGCUGCUCAAAGACUCUCAGUCUCCGAACACGGUGACCCAGAGAGCCGUUCAGCAAGUAUCCUGAUCACUGGGACUGAUGAUGGGGGGGCUUUGAUGUUUUACACCAGCAGCCCAGCAGGGGGAGCUGCAGAGUAUUAACGCUUCCUGAUGUUCAGGACAGUUAGACCGUCAGUGUGUGUGUGUGUGUGUCAGUGUGUGUGUGACAGUGUCUUACUGUAAACUUCCUUCUCUGACUGUGAAUCCAAACUCGGGUCAAAGGUCAAACUGUGAUCCUUAACCUUUUUGUCAGAAACUUGAACAACUGAACCAGUUCCCCGACUUCAACAACUAUCUCAUCUUCGUCCUCACACGGCUGAAAACUGAAGGUGAGAGGCUGCAGGUCUCAUUCACGUGUUCACGUCAUUCAUGUGUUCAUGUGGUGUAAUGUCCCGAUUUUCUGUCUGUUUAGUUCCUGGUUGUCUGACCUCAGAGGUUUCAGGGUUUGUUGUUUGACAUGUCGGGUCUUUACUGCGUCUCUCUUUGGUUCUGAUCUUCUGACCCGGUUUCUUGUUCUGACCCGGCAGACGAGCCGACCCGGUCUCUGAGUGGUCUGAUCCUGAAGAACAAUGUCAAAGCUCAUUACCAGAACUUUCCCCCGACUGUGGCCGACUUCAUCAAGCAGGAGUGUCUCAACAGCAUCGGAGACCCCUCGCCGCUCAUCCGUGCGACCAUCGGUGAGUUAAAGCGUGUAGGCGAAUUAUCCUUAACUGACCCCGCCCCCCUGGAGAUGAUUAGACCUUUUAAAACCUGAAAUUCUGUGAAGGUUCUGUAUUCAUACUGUCUGAUCCAGAACUGCUGAAGAUCAGGUUCAUGUAAAUCCGUGUCGGCCGUCUGGUCUCACCUGUCCGGGUCUCCUCAGGUAUCCUGAUCACCACCAUCGCCUCAAAGGGAGAACUGCAGACAUGGCCGGAGCUUCUGCCUCAGCUCUGCAACCUGCUCAACUCCGAGGACUACAACACCUGCGAGGUGAAGCUCCACCCUCUCCUCACACCUCCAACCGUCCAAUCAGACCUGUUUAAAUACUAACCUGUUAGCUGGUCCAGACCUGUGGACGAAGAAGGUUCCUGUUCUCAAACGGACCUCAGCAGGAACUGGAGUUGUGUGUGUCUGUGUGUUAGUAAAUGUGUGUUUUUGUGUUAAUUGUGUGAAUAUGUAUUAAGUGUGUGUCUGUGUGUGUUAGGGCUCAUUCGGAGCGCUGCAGAAGAUCUGCGAGGACUCGUCGGAGCUGCUGGACAGCGACGCUCUGAACAGACCGCUGAACAUCAUGAUCCCGAAGUUCCUGCAGUUCUUCAAACACUGCAGCCCAAAGAUCAGGUACAGAACCAGAACCAGAACCAAGACAUGAGGGCUGUUUUUUGUUUAUGUGUCUGUUGUGUUGUCUGUUUAGUUUGUCUGUUUGUUAACAUUUGUCUGUGUGACAAUGAGAAGUACAUAUGUUAAAGGUGGUCUAUAAGGAGUGAGUGGUUGAGGGUCCUGCUGAUCCUAAUACUCAGACUUGACACUGACUCAACGGCGUCUUCUGGUCCUGCAGGUCUCACGCUGUCGCCUGUGUGAACCAGUUCAUCAUCGGAAGAGCCCAGGCCCUGAUGGACAACAUCGACACCUUCAUCGAGGUGAGAGAGAGAGGGUUUCUAUUUCUACUGCUGUUUGGGAUUCUCUCUCUCUCUCUCUCGCUCAUGAAUGUCCCUCACCCUCUCUCUCUCUCUCUCUCUCUCUCUCUCUCAUGAAUGUCCCUCACCCUCUCUCUCUCAUGAAUGUCCCUCACCCUCUCUCUCUCUCUCAUAAAUGUCCCUCACCCUCUCUCUCUCUCUCUCUCUCUCUCUCAUAUGAAUGUCCCUCUCUCUCUCUCUCUCUCCCUCUCUCUCUCUCUCUCUCUCUCUCUCUCUCUCUCUCUCUCUCUCUCUCUCUCUCUCUCUCUCUCUCUCUCUCUCUCUCUCUCUCUCUCUAUAUGUCUCUCUCUCUCUCUCUCUCUCUCUCUCUCUCUCUCUCUCUCUCAUGAAUGUCUCUCUCUCUCUCUCUCUCUCUCUCUCUCUCUCUCUCUCUCUCAUGAAUGUCCCUCUCUCUCUCUCUCUCUCUCUCUCUCUCUCUCUCUCUCAUGAAUGUCCCUCUCUCUCUCUCUCUCUCUCUCUCUCUCUCUCUCUCUCUCUCGUGAAUGUCACUCUCUCUCUCUCUCUCUCUCUCUCUCUCUCUCUUCGUGAAUGUCUCUCUCUCUCUCUCUCUCUCUCUCUCGUGAAUGUCCCUCUCUCUCUCUCUCUCGUGAAUGUCCCUCUCUCUCUCUCUCUCUCUCUCUCUCUCUCUCUCUCUCUCUCUCUCUCUCUCUCUCUCUCUCUCUCUCUCUCUCUCUCUCUCUCUCUCUCUCUCUCUCUCUCUCUCUCUCUCUCUCUCUCUCUCUCUCUCUCUCUCUCUCUCUCUCUCUCUCUCUCUCUCUCUCUCUCGUGAAUGUCCCUCUCUCUCCCUCUCUCUCUCUCUCUCUCUCUCUCGUGAAUGUCCCUCUCUCUCUCUCUCGUGAAUGUCCCUCUCGUGAAUGUCCCUCUCUCUCUCUCUCUCUCUCUCUCUCUCUCUCUCUCUCUCUCUCUCUCUCUCUCUCUCUCGUGAAUGUCCCUCUCUCUCUCUCUCUCUCGUGAAUGUCCCUCUCUCUCUCUCUCUCUCUCUCUCUCUCUCGUGAAUGUCCCUCUCUCUCUCUCUCUCUCGUGAAUGUCCCUCUCUCUCUCUCUCUCUCGUGAAUGUCCCUCUCUCUCUCUCUCUCUCGUGAAUGUCCCUCUCUCUCUCUCUCUCUCUUCCGUAGAGUCUCUUUGCGUUGGCGACGGACGAGGACUCGGAGGUCAGGAAGAACGUGUGCCGCGCUCUGGUCAUGUUACUGGAGGUCCGGAUCGACCGGCUCAUCCCCCACAUGCACAGCAUCAUCCAGGUGAGUCCCGGUCAGGUUUUCCCCACGGACCCGUUUUACCUGGUCUCAGACUUAGGGUUCGUCUGGACUUGAUGACACACCCAGCUCAUUGAUCUACAGUGAUACCUAAAGUUCCUAAAUAUCUGAUCCAGAUGACCCGGUUCAGUUUUUUCUCUCUCUCCUGUGUCAGUGGUUUGCCCCUCACUCUCUCUCUCUCUCCCUCCUCCUCUGGUCCGGUCUCUGGUCUCUGGUCUCCGGUCUGCUAGUACAUGCUGCAGAGGACUCAGGACCCUGAUGAGAAUGUGGCUCUGGAGGCCUGUGAGUUCUGGUUGACGUUAGCGGAGCAGCCCGUCUGUAAGGAGAUGCUGUCCGGACACCUGGUUCAGUAAGUCCCCCAUCCUGGUCUUGAUAAAAAACCCCUAACCCUGGUCUUGGUUUCAAGGAUUGUGGUCUGAGGUCUCCUGUGGUUUUCAGGCUGAUCCCGAUUCUGGUCCAGGGGAUGAAGUACUCAGAGAUCGAUAUCAUCUUACUGAAGGUGAGUCCAGACUGGACCAAUCAGACUCCUGACUCCGCCCCUCCGACAGAGGCGGGGCCUGGACAGGUGUUUCCUGACUCUGGCUCAGGUCUCAGGUCUGGUUCUGUCUUUAGGGGGACGUGGAGGAGGACGAGGCGGUCCCAGACAGCGACCAGGACAUCAAGCCUCGUUUCCACAAGUCCCGCACGGUGACCCUGCAGCACGAAGGUGGCGAGGGCGAAGAGGGCGAGGACAUCGAUGAUGAAGACGAUGACGAUGAUGACGACACGCUGUCGGACUGGAACCUGCGUGAGUUCUCUUCAGGUUUUGGGGGGGUUCCCUUAUCUCAGCAGGUGUGUGUGGGUCUGUGGUUCUGACCCGGUCUGUUGUCUCUGCAGGUAAAUGUUCGGCAGCUGCGCUCGACGUCCUCGCCAACGUGUUCCGUGACGAGCUGCUUCCUCACCUGCUUCCGCUGCUCAAGGGUCUGCUCUUCCACCCCGACUGGGUCGUCAAGGAGUCAGGCAUCCUGGUUCUGGGGGCCAUAGCUGAAGGUAACUCAGCCCGUUUGGGUCCCUGUAUUCACCUGUCCUAACGGGUCCAAACCAGAACCACGACCAUGAAACCGUAACCCCGGAUUCCUACCGCAUCUGGAACGAUGGCGAUUUUGACCGUCUGCCAAUUCCUACCGGAUCUGUUUGUGAGGUGAAUUUUGUAGCGGAUUACGGACAGCUGUAAUCACAAGAACUCGCAGAUUCACGUUCAAUCGCGCGAUAACGAGUUGUCUCUAUAAAGACAGAAACAUAGACAUGUAAGCAGUAGAUUGUGUCCUUCCAGAGGAGGAAAUCUACUUCUAGACUUCUUUGUAUCCUGUCAGUACAAGCAUUCACAUCGGCGACGUUUUCCCUUCCUGCGAUAUUGCAGCAUUUUUUCGGGUCACGGUCGAUUUUUCUAAAAUUUUGCAUACUGUGUGUCCACUUCUGACCAAUCAGAUAGCGUGUUGUUGCGACGUCAGAUUCACCGAUAUAUCCAACAUGGUGGACCGUCUGAUUGUUAAAUGCUGAUUGAUAAAAGACACAAACAUUACAAAGAUAACGACCUGAAGGACGACUUGUGGAGAUUCAUAGUAUCGGAUUUCUCAUAUGACGAUGGUUUGUGUGUUUUAACAGUUUGCUAAUGAAUCGUCAUUUGUACUUCCUGUCCCCCCCCCCAGGCUGCAUGACGGGUAUGGUCCAGUACCUGCCGGAGCUGAUCCCUCACCUGAUCCAGUGUCUGUGUGAUAAGAAAGCUCUGGUCCGGUCCAUCGCCUGCUGGACUCUGAGUCGGUACGCUCACUGGGUCGUCUCCCAGCCGCCAGACUCCUUCCUCAAACCCCUGAUGACCGAACUCCUGAAACGGAUCCUGGACGGGAACAAGAGGGUCCAGGAGGCCGCGUGCAGGUGAGUGAUCAGCUGUUGGAUCAGCUGUUGUUGGUGGAGAUGAUGAAAACCCCAGCUCAUUGAUGGACCCUGAAAGACUUUGUUCCCAAACUAUCUUCUGAUCCACUGUUCCUGGUCCUUUGAGUUCUCCUGGUCCAGAUGAGUCCUUCUAAGCCGGACUAACCCUGUCCCCCUUUCUCAGUGCCUUUGCCACCCUGGAGGAGGAGGCCUGUACUGAACUGGUCCCGUACCUGAGCUUCAUCCUGGACACUCUGGUCUUUGCUUUUGGGAAGUACCAACACAAGAACCUGCUGAUCCUCUACGACGCCAUCGGGACUCUGGCGGACUCUGUGGGUCACCAUCUGAACCAGCAGGUAAGAGACUCGGACUGUCUCCGCUCAUGUCCUUGUCGCCUUCAGUCCUUGUCUCCUUCAGUUUUUGUCUCCUUCAGUCUUCCCCUCUUUUUUUUCACUUUUUCUCUUUUUGUUCUUUUUUCACUCUUUUACUCACUCUCUUUUCUCCUUUUUUUCUCUCUUUUACAUGCUCUUCUUUUUUUUCACUUUUCUCUCUAUUUCACUCUUUUUUUUCACUUUCUCAUUUUUCACUUUCUCUCUUUUUUACUCUUAUUCACUCUCUCUUUUCUCUCUUUUUUUCACACUCUUCUUUCACUCUCUUUUUUCACUUUCUCUCUUUUUUCACUCCUUUCACUCUCUUUUUUUCACUUUCUCUCUUUUUUUCACACUCUUCUUUCACUCUCUUUUUUUCACUUUCUCUCUUUUUUUCACACUCUUCUUUCACUCUCUUUUUUUCACUUUCUCUUUUUUUCACUUUCUCUCUUUUUUUCACUUUCUCUCUUUUUUUUCACUUUCUCUCUUUUUCACUCUCUCCCUUUUUUCACUUUCUCUCUUUUUUCACACUCUUCUUUCACUCUCUUUUUUUCACUUUCUCUCUUUUUUUUCACUUUCUCUCUUUUUUUCACACUCUUCUUUCACUCUCUUUUUUUCACUUUCUCUUUUUUUCACUUUCUCUCUUUUUUCACUUUCUCUCUUUUUCACUUUCUCUUCACUUUUUUCUCUUUUUUCACUUUUUUCUCUUUCAUUCUCUUUUUUUUACCUUUUUUCACUAUUUCUCUUUUUUCACUCUUUAUUCACUCUUUUUUUCUCUCUUGUUCACCCUCUUUUUUGAUGCUCUUCUUUUUUUUUUUUUAUUCUCAUUUUCGUCUUCUCUCUUUUUUCACUCUCUCUUUUUCAGGAGUUCAUCCAGAAGUUGAUGCCUCCUCUGAUCUCAAAGUGGAACGAGUUGAAGGACGAAGACAAAGACCUUUUCCCUCUGCUGGAGGUCAGUGAGUUUUAGAUUCUCCUCCUUCCCUUCUCUCCUCUCCUUCUUCCCUUCUCUCCUUUCCCCCUUCCCUUCCUGAGAUUCAGUUUGUCACAUUAAAACCUGCCACUCUCUGUCACACUAAAAUACAGUGUGUCUCUCUCUCUCUCUCGCUCUCGUCCGUCCCUCAGUGUCUGUCUUCGGUCGCCACGGCGCUGCAGAGCGGUUUCCUGCCGUACUGUGAGCCGGUUUACCAACGCUGUGUGACUUUAGUCCAGAAGACUUUAGCUCAGGCCAUGGUGAGGACACACAAUGACACACAGACACAUAUACACACACACACACUUUAUUAACUGUGUGUGUGUGUUCAGAUGUAUAACCAGCAGCCGGAUCAGUACGAGGCUCCAGAUAAGGACUUCAUGAUCGUGGCGUUGGACCUGCUGAGCGGACUCGCCGAGGGUCUGGGGGGUCACGUCGAACAGCUGGUCGCUCGCUCCAACAUCAUGACGCUGCUGUUCCAGUGCAUGCAGGUAAAACACCUGAGAGACCACCUUCAGGUGGAGGUGUGUGUGUUAAGUGCAGGUGUGUGUAACAGUCAGGUGUGUGUUUUGUGCGGUUCGUUUCAGGACACGAUGCCCGAGGUUCGACAGAGUUCCUUCGCUCUCCUUGGCGACCUGACCAAGGCGUGUUUCCCUCACGUGAAACCGUGUAUCGGUGAGUGUCGGACACACAACAACCUCACCUGUCAGGGUCAAGGGUCAGCUCACCUGAGUCAGCGUUGUGGGGGGUUGGGGGGUCUGUGAGGGUCUCCACUGUUUCUAGAUUUCAGUAAAAUCACAGAUGAUUUAAGACGGAGAAUUUCUCAGUGGAAAAACUCAAAUAUAUAAAAGUGACACUUCUGGAACUGUGAGAGGUAACUGUGUGUGUGUGUGUUUGUGUGUUUGUGUGUGUGUGUGUGUGUGUGUGUGUGUGUGUGUGUGUGUGUGUGUGUGUGUCUCUCCAGCUGAGUUCAUGCCCAUCCUUGGACUAAAUCUGAACCCUGAGUUUAUCUCGGUCUGUAAUAACGCGACCUGGGCCAUCGGAGAGAUCGCCAUGCAGAUGGGUGAGUUCAUGAUCGACCUUGGAGUUUAUUUACUGAACUUAGAGUUAAUGGUGUGUGUUUAAUGUGUGUGUUUAAUGUGUGUGUGUGUGGGGGGGGGGGGGGGUGUCUGGAGAUGAUGACAAACCCAGCUCAUUGACUCAGGAUGAAACCACUUGUUCCUAAAGAUUCUGAUCCAGAUCACAGCGUUGAAUGUGUGCUGCAGGGGGCGCUGCAGAGCGUUAAUAAACCACAACACUAACAACGCUGUGUGUCUGUGUGUGUACAUGUGUGUGUGUAGGUGCAGAUAUGCAGCCGUAUGUGGGCGUGGUUUUACCUCACCUAGUGGAGAUCAUCAACAGACCGAACACACCCAAGACUCUGCUGGAAAACACAGGUAUAUACACAUUUGUGUGUGUGUGUGUGCGUGUGUGUGCGUGCUCUGUGGACUGACGGUGUGUUUUUUUCCCUGCAGCGAUCACCAUCGGUCGGCUGGGCUUCGUGUGUCCACAGGAAGUGGCCCCUCAGCUGCAGCAGUUCAUCAGACCGUGGUGAGUCACACCUGAGAUCACAUGACCUGUCAGACAGGAAGCAGCUGAGUAUCAGGUUAGAGUCGCACCCGUUUGAUCAGAGUGAACACCUGUUUGUGUCGGCAGGUGCACGUCGCUGAGGAACAUCAGAGACAACGAGGAGAAGGACUCGGCCUUCAGGGGGAUCUGUGUGAUGAUCGGGGUGAACCCGGCAGGGGUUGUUCAGGUGAGUCGGUGUUCAGGUGAGAUGAUGGUGUUCAUGUGAAGCGCCCUGACUCAGCAGUAACCGUCUCCUCUCUGCAGGACUUCAUCUUCUUCUGCGACGCUGUGGCGUCCUGGGUCACCCCCAAAGACGACCUGAGGGACAUGUUCUACAAGGUGAGUGACGUGUGCAGACGCUGUACAGGUAACGCAGGUGACACGCGCGCACACUGUGAUGACUCUUUUUUUUUAGACAUUCGAAAUCUGACUGAUUUCUGAGGAUGACUGUGAGUCUGAGUCUGUGGGCGGAGCCUCUGUCGAUGGUCCUGUGAUGAACGAUGGCGUUGGCGUCCUGACCUCCUCCGUCUUUGUGUUUCAGAUCCUUCACGGCUUUAAGGAGCAGGUCGGCGAGGAGAACUGGCAGCAGUUCUCGGAGCAGUUUCCUCCCCUGCUGAAGGAGCGUCUGUCCGCUUGUUACGGCGUCUAA